Oncorhynchus nerka (sockeye salmon) is the source of this 2490-nucleotide messenger RNA. It is a transcript of the gene ccdc125, whose product is annotated as coiled-coil domain containing 125. Lineage: Eukaryota; Metazoa; Chordata; Actinopteri; Salmoniformes; Salmonidae. The record is from RefSeq and is a predicted model, not a curated record. Gene Ontology annotation, biological process: negative regulation of Rho protein signal transduction; negative regulation of cell motility. The transcript is spliced from 13 exons. The coding region runs from base 123 to 1772 and encodes 549 amino acids. Gene Ontology annotation, cellular component: cytoplasm.
UUAUCGUUGAGGUGCACGUUCACGCUGAUGUUGGUGCCACGUUGGUCGGACAGUUGUGUCGGUUGAAAUCGAUACGAACAAACCCGUAUCACCUUGAUUACAGUCUUCGGGGUGUAAGGAGGAUGCAGGGCGGCAACAGAGAACCAGCCGCAGGGCCCGAGACUUCCCAGUCCGAGGGCGGCCCCAGCCCCAGUGAAGAUGACAUGGCAGAGGGGGACCUGGGGGACGGGAUGGGCAACAGACCAGACUCCACUAUCAGAAAGAAGCUCCAGAGCCAGAGAGGUAGCAGGGGGCAUGCUGAGGAGCUGCUGCCCAGGACGGGGUUCCUGAAAAGGGGCAGCGAGGGAGGGGAGGCAGCCUUCAUCUGGACGUCCUGCAGUGGGCUGUACACAGUGUUCAGACAGGAGCUGGAGGUGGAGCAGGCGUCACCGCAAUGGAGGGUACGGGGGACAGAAUCCCUGAGCGAUCUGUCCACUGAGGAGCUGCGAGAGAGGCUACAGGAAGUGACCGAGGAGGCAGAGCUACUGCGCUGUGAGUUGGAGGUCACCAGUCGUCACCUGGAGGGAAAACACGAAGCACUGAAGAUCCUACAGGGUCAGAGUAUUCUAGACAGGGCAACCUCUCACACUAAGAUUCUACUCCAGAAGAGUGAGGAGAGGACCAAGGCUCUGGAAAAGGAAGUGAAUGGCCUGCAGUGGGAGAUCACGUAUAACCAGAUGCACUUCAAGAACUUUGAGCAGUCCUGGGAGCAGAAAUAUGUCAGAGUUUGCAGUGAGAAUAAGGCCCUGAGUGACAGCCUGGGAGACAGGAGGAGAGAGGUACAGGAGCUGAGGACAGAGAACACAGCUGUGAGUCAGCAGUGUCUGGAACUCCUAGCCAUGCUGAAUGUCCGGGAACAGAGAGCCUUCCAGGGGACCAAGCCUUCAUGCACCCAGGGGAGAGAGGAGGACCAGGGGACCAAGCCUUCAUGCACCCAAGGGAGAGAGGAGGACCAGGGGACUGUUCUGGAGCUGGCUGUGUUGGGUGCGUGCCAGUGUCCAAAUGUAAGGGAGGCCUGCCCCUGUGCCAGGAGUGCUGCUGCCAGCCGAAAACAGGUUCUCCAGCUCAGACAAGAGCUGGAGGGCCAUGGCAGGAGGAUGGAGGAGGCGUUGCUGAUGGCGGACGCAUUUCGGAUCGCCUUCGAACAGCAGCUCAGGAGGCGCAGCGAUCACUUCCUGAUUCUGGCCGAGACAGACAGGAACAAGUCCCGCCCACUAAGGCCAGAAGGCAAGGAUAAGACAGCAUCUCUCAGUGUGGCUCAGAGACUAAGAGGACUGCUGCCGUCCAGCACAGAGAUCACAGACGACCCCACAGAGACUCUGCACAAACUCCUCGACCUGCUGAGUGAUAAGGAAGAAGCUCUUGCUCACCAGAGGAAGGUUAGCUUCAUGCUAGCCCGCAACACAGAGGAACUAGAGAGACGGUUGAAGACAGACAAUAUGCUGCAGACACAGGUCACAUCACCACCACACUGUUCUUCAGAGACAGACACAUGCAAGUCCAACCAUGCAGGCACAAGCGUCUGCAGUUCCAACCAUGUCCAGGAGAGGGCAGGAGCGGACCAGUGUCAUGGUGGGGCGUCAUCAUCAGAAUCAGACACCACAGACCUCCAGCCCUCCGAGAUCCAAGAGGCUGAGACGGAAGCCACCGCCCUCCACAUACAGGGCCUUUCUCUGGGGCAGUCACCCAUGGAGAGAGGGGGAAGAGAGGACCAUCUGGUCACCCUACUAUGAGUUGUUUGUCAUCACAGAGUGAUCCUACCUGGCCUUCUUACUGCGGUGCCAUGCUUGAAAUGGAAUGAAACGUGUGCCAGCACUCCUUCUGGGUGCCGAUACUCAUGAUAUUUAAGUGAAAGGUAUUCAUUAUAUAUUAGAGGUAAUGUUCUGUAAGAGGUGCCGAUACUCUAGGACAAAAUUAGAGGUGCCUGCACUCCGUACCGAUGUGUACCAGCCCAAUUCAAGCACUGCCGCUGUGCAUCUGACUGAUCUUGGAACAACUCUGGUCCUGUAUAAGUCUGGUUUUACGUGAAUAUAUCGUCCUCUGUGUAGCCGUUGUGAUUACAUUUUAUAGUAAUAAUUCUUAGCACAUUACAAUUGAUAGAAAGUGACUGAAUGCUUUACAUUUUGCUAAACCUCUUGUUCUGAAUAUUUCCUGAGCUCUGAUAAGAUGUUUUAAUGUAUCCACUUAUAAAAUGUUAUGAUGGUCAAAAUAUUGAAGUGGAAUUGUUUGGAGUUAUGUUGCUGUGUGUAGAAUAGUUAUUUGUUGUCAUGCAAAUGUAAGAAAUGGAUAUGUGCCAAUGUUGAUGUCCCUGAUUACACAAUUAAACAUAUAGCCUUUGCCUCCUUUCAAGCCACAGGGCGCGUUUGAGCUGUAAGGCGAAAUCAACCGGCUGUCGACGAAAGUCGAGCAGUGAAGUCGGGGAGGUGUAUCUGCGAUAGCCGAAAGUCACAA